UCUUCACAGACACGGGCUCCCAAGAAAUACAGACAACAUCUCACUGGGGAAUUACAAAAUUCAACUAUGAUCCAAGGCAAUGUUUUUGUUUUGACCCUCUGAGGACGUGACUAAGGACUUUUUUGUGAUUAUUUUGUGUGAGGUGGUAAGAUAUUAAGUUUUUUUUUUUUUUUUUUUUUUUUGGUGAAUUACUGCCAAGCACAAUGACUUCCAGGAGGCCAAUGACUCGCUCUUUUUCUGCCAACGGGAGGACAAGCAGCUUCAGUGAAGAGGACAGCAGCUCCUCCAAUGGCCGCACCGAAACCCGCAAUAAUUACCUUUCAAGCGUUAGGCCUGAAAACAGGAGCACAUUAUGCACGGUCAUGGCUCAGCUUACCGAGGACAUCCAACCUUGCUUUGAGACCACCUUAAAAUCAAAGGCAGUUUCGGAAAACUGUAACGUAAAGUUCACCUGUGUCGUAACAGGUUAUCCGGUCCCAGAAUUGAAGUGGUACAAAGAUGAUAUGGAAAUGGAUCGUUACUGUGGACUCCCAAAAUAUGAGAUCCUCAAAAAUGGGAAAAUUCACAGCCUUCAUAUUUACAAUUGCACAUUGGAUGAUGCGGCUAUCUAUCAGGUCUCAGCCAGCAACAGCAAAGGUAUUGUCUCCUGCUCAGGGGUAUUAGAGGUGGGCACCAUGAGUGAGUUCAAGAUCCAUCAGAGAUUCUUUGCCAAGCUGAAGCAGAAAGCAGAAAAGAAGAGGAGAGACUUGGAAGAGCAGAACAAGAAGGGGGGUACUAUCCAGACAGAUGAAUCACGGGUUAGUCCAGAGGCACCACCAAGAAAACGCCCAGUCCCACCACCGGAGCCGGUUCGAACAGCUAAUGAGUCUGAAGCUGUUAAGCAGCAAAGGGCUGCUGUAGAAAGCAAUGGGGUUCACUCUGAUGUCAAAGAAACAGCUUCUGCCGUUUCGCUGGACAAUGGUCUGAAAGAGAACAUACCGGUCUUUGAGGAACUCGUGGCAAAAAAGAAACCAAAGAUCACAAAUGGUGUCGAUGCUGGCUUUAGCACCGCCACAAGCAGCAACAGUAGAGACCAUGUCAUGGGAAAUGGCAGUGAAAACCGUUACGAUGGAGGAAUCAGUCUGGCACAAUUUUUAUCAGAGACUCUCCAGUCACAAACUGCUGAGGAGAACGAGAACUCGUGUGAAGUGGAAAAACCUCAAGAGAUGGACGUAUGUAUCGAAAAUGAGAGCACAGAGAAAGAAGGAAGGCAUGAUGAGUUACCAGUUGAAAAGAAAGAGCAUGAAACCGCGGUAGAAAAAGAUUUAGGUUUAGAAAGGGAAAAAGAAAAGGAAAGAUUACAAGAAGUGUCACAUCAGGCUGAACAUUCUAAACAUUUCAGAAAGGCGGUCAAGGAUCAUGACCAUCAUAACAUUCAGUCAUCCUUAUCCACCAUGUUGCACACAGUCAAAGAUUUCUUCUUUGGGAAGGGUAAGAGGGACUCUUAUGAAGAUAUUGAUAACAAAGAUAAAGAACAGGACCAGAAUCCCAAAUCCAUUAAAUCAUCACAAUCACUAACACCGCCAUCAUAUCGGCUGUACAAGAAGCAUCGGGCAGAGGUAGAUAAAGCUCACACGGACCAAAGUGCACCUAUGGAAAUAGAUACGUCAAAAGAACCCUCAAAACGCAUUGAUGAAGACCAACAGUCGGCAUCGAAGAAACUCUCGACAGCACAAGAACGUCAAAUAAACCAUGCUGUAAAGUCACCAGCUAUUGAAUUACCCCUUGGGAACCUUAAAGAGCCUAGAAGACAAAGUAACCAAGAGACUGGGCGUCAGGUAGAAAACAUGGAGCGAUCUGCGAGUGAAGGGACCCUCGGCCCAGGUCAACAAACGUCGUUCUCCAGUCUUCAAGUUCUUACUGAGGCUAAAGAGAAACAUACUGGGGUGGUGCCAAGUAUGGAUAUGGUUCCCUCACAAGCAGCAGAUACCCUGGUGGCUUCAACCACGCCACAGUACCGCGCUGCAGAGGUUACAUCGUCACCCAGACGAAAUAAAUCCUUCCCGCACACCAGCCGAAGUUUCAAUCAACAGUCUCCUCUUUUAAAAGAAAACCAAGCUCCUCCUUUCAGUGUUAUAUCAGCUUUGGAGACUAGUAACCUUUGUGUGACACCAACCGUGGCUUUGCAAAGGGGAGAAAUACGUGUUGGCAAGGUGGCUAAUGGCGAUAAACCUCACAAAGAGGUGAAAUACGCAACAUCGCCCAAGAAAUCAGGUUUGAAAAGUGAAGAAAAAUCAAAAGAGCUACCCAAUGUAAACAGACCCAAAGUGACUGUAUUAACACCGCCUUCAAUCGAAAAGGAUAAACCUGACAAAGAUGUGAACUGCACAUCCAAGAAAUUAUGUAUGGAAACUGAAGAAAAAUUAAAAGAGGUACCCGAUCUAAAUAAACCUAAGGUGGCCGUAUUAAUGCCACCGUCGCUGGAAGAGGGUAAACCAGGCACAGGGGUAAACUAUUCUUCCAAGAAAAGUGUGAAAACUGCAGAGAAUUUAAAAGAAAUAUCUCAUCCUGUGACAAGCACAACUAAGGUGGCUGUAUUAACACCGCCUUCAAUGGGUGAGGGUAAAAUUGAUAAAAAGGUGAACUACCCAUCCACAAAAAGUGUUGAAACUGAACCGGAAUUGAAAGAGCUACCCUGCCCCGAGAUAAAAAGACCCGAGAUGGCUGUGUUUACACCUUCUUCGCUGGAAGAGGCCAAACCUGACAAAGAGGUGGAGUACCCUUCCAAGCAAUGUGUGAAAACCGAAGAGAAAUUAAAAGAGCUACCCUGUCCCAAGAAGAACAGACCCGAGAUAACUGUAUUUACACCGCCUAUGCUGGAAGAGGGUAAAUCUGAUAAAAAGACGAACUACCCCUCCACAAAAUCUGUGGAAACUGAGGAGAAAUUGAAAGAGCUAAAAUAUCCCAAUAAAAACGGACCCGAGGAGGUUAUAAUAACACCACCUUUGCUAGAAAAGGCUGUCAAGAUGAGGGAAAUAAAAGCACCCGACCAGACACUUGUCGCUAAUAUGGAAGCACAUAGCUUACAGAGAGAUGAUGCAAAAGACAUUUUUGAAAGUGUUAAAGCAUCAGAUCAUACACAUAUCUCAAAUAUGGAAGCGCUUAGCUUACAGAAAGAUAAUGCAAAAGACAUUUUUGAAAGUGUUACAGUCACACGGGAAAUCAGUAUAGGGUUUCCACCUGAUACAGCCCCCAAGAUGGUUGACCUAAAAAUGUGGUCUGAAUGCAUGCCUUCUUUAGCAGAUGAAAGCGAAAGGGACUUAAAAGAAAGACAACCACAGAGUUCUGAGUCCAGUUUUAAAAGUAAUGAAGAGCGAGAGGAAAGGAUAGAGGUAGUCACGGAUGAACAGAACAAUCUGAACAAUCUGAAAGAGCAAAAGCUAUCUACUGUACAGCCUAUUAAAACUAACGAUCAAGUUUCAGAAAUGGUGAUAGAAAUGAAACCACCAGCAGUAGAAUAUGAUUUGAACAAAGAGUCUGCCAAGAUUAUAACAGACAAGAAAGAUAAAGAAAUUAAAAUGGGUGUUUUUGAAGAAGCUUCAAACAUGGAAUAUCAAACCCAUAAUAAAAAAGAGCAAUUUAUCUCAGAAAAGGUUCCCCUCUUAUCAAUGUGUAUGGAAGACACAGGAAAUAUCAAAGAACAUAUGGAUGACAAAAUCACAAAUGAAUAUAUGGCUGUCCCAAGGGUUGACGUAAUCAAGCCUCAAUGCACACAUAAUACUCUUCCGCUCACUAUAUUAGCUCUCAAGAAGAUAGAAUCAGAGCCAAGUAUUUUAGAAAAGCAUCUAAAACCACAAACUAUAGCCAGGGAUGUUGAUUCCUCAGGUUUGUUGCCAAAGCAGACAUCCUCAAACUCAGCUAAACUGAUGGAACCUGUGCAGUCAGAUGAAAAGAAAAAAACAAUUGCACAGGACCAGACAAGCGCAAAAGUUAGUCAACAGCUGUCUCAGGUGGACAAUGAACCCAUUCCACAAAUAAAUGUUUCAUGCAGUGAUGACAAGGAGGAUCAUAAAUCCGUAACCACCCAUGUCCAGGAUACCCUGCAGCCCUUAGAAACGUCGACAGUACCUUUGUUUGUUGUGCCGCCAAUAUCUGUCACAUGUCACGAAAGUGAGGGUGAAGAAAGGUUGCACACUCACUAUGAGGGGACAGAAACUGAUACUUUGGUUGUCACAGAGAGUGUUAGACAAAGUGGCAUUGGCAGUGACACCAUAAUUACAUCUGAAAAAAGUCAACACGUGGCAGAACAUAGUCUACCAGAGAGCAUUUCAUCCUUACCAAAUGAAAAUCUGCUACAAAGAGGGAAUGACUCUGGGCCUCCUUUAGGUAAAACCACAGAAGACAAUGUUUCCCUUGAAAUUCUGAAGGCAAAACCCCUAAAACAAGCUAAGAUUGACACUUCCGUGACCGUUGAGGACCUUCUCAGAAACAGAGCCCCGGUUGAGAGACUCACGCAAAAACCCCCCACUCACCCAUCACUGAGCCCUGGUAGUAUCCGUAAAUUUAUGGCUAAGGCUGCCGCAGAGCUAGAAAGUGAUGCUGGGAUGAUGGUCCCUGUGAUUACAGUGGAUGACCGUCAGAGUGACAAGGCGGAUGAGGACACGAGUGGCGGAUCGACACCGACGUCCUCUACACCGACAUCAUCGUUGUCCUGUGAAAGCAGCCCAAGGCUGAAACGAAGGGACAGUCUUACACUCAUCCGCUCUGCCACGCCUGAGGAGUUGGCUUCAGGAGCCCGCCGCAAGAUCUUUAUGCCUAAACCUAAAGAGGAUGUUGACUCACCUGCUAGUGCACUGGAAGCUCAAAACAAGAAGGAGAGCCCCUACAUGUCUCCAAGCCAGGCUCGCAGAGCGGCUUUGCUCCAAGCACCUGUGGGACAAAACACCCCCCCAAUGGAGAGGCGCUCACCACUCAUGAAUCGAAGGAAGGCCACGCUAGAGGUACCCAAAGUGGUGGAAGAGCCACCCAAAGAGGAGCCAGCUAAGGGUGUAAAAGAGGAAAAAGUUGCUGAAAAGAAGUUUGACCCUCUGAAAGCUCCACAGGUCAUCCGUAAGAUCAGAGGAGAACCUUUCCCCGAUGCCUCUGGACACCUGAAGCUCUGGUGCCAGUUUUUCAACGUGCUGUCCGACUCCUCUAUUAAAUGGUUCAGGGAUGAAGAGGAAAUACUGGAGGUCAAGAGAAGUGCAGGGGAUGAGACUCAAGUGGCACUUGCUAUCGUUCUGGCAGCAAGCCAAGACUGUGGCGUGUAUGGCUGCACCAUCAAGAAUGAAUAUGGCACCGACACCACAGACUUCCUCCUCAGCGUGGACAUUCUGUCAGAUAUUCUUCUCAGAGAUGAUUUGGAAGUUGGAGAGGAGAUAGAGAUGACACCACUGCUGUUCACCAAAGGCCUUGCUAACUCCGGCAACUGGGGUGACAAGUACUUUGGCCGCAUCAUGACUGAGAUGGCGAACAUUGGUGAAGGUUGCAGACAUAAAGCCAGUCGAGUGAAAGUCAUCUAUGGUUUGAAUCCUAUCUAUGAGUCUGGAAGUACAUGCAUCAUCAAGGUUCCAAACCCUAUUCCCUAUGGGACCAAGCAGGAUAGCAAUCUUAUAGAUAGAAAUCUAGAAAUGACAAAACAGGAAUGUAAAAUCCAGAACAUGAUCCGAGAAUAUUGUAAAAUCUUUGCGGCUGAAGCAAGAGUAAUUGAAAACUUUGGCUCUUCACUGGAAGUAAUUCCUCAGUACCUGAUGUACCGACCUGCCAACUCUGUGCCGUAUGCCACAGUGGAAGUUGACUUAGAGGGGGUCUUUCUCAAGUAUUCUGCGACAGAUGCCAAAGGCAAUGUGAUUGCGCGAAGUGCCUCUGAGAUGGAACAGAAAUGUAGCACUUUCCAACACUGGAUUCACCAGUGGACUCACGGCAAUUUGCUCAUAACCCGCAUGGAAGGUGUUGAAACGAAGAUUACGAAUAUUAGAGUAGUGACCAAGACUAGAGGGUAUCAAAGCCUGACAGACUGCGGCUCUCCAGAAGUCUUUGAGCAUUUCCCAACGGUCCACCAGUGCAACUACUACUGUGGACUCCUUGGCCUGCGCCCACUCAAAACUCAGGACCAGACCACCAAGGUAAAGGGUUCCAGGAGCCCCAAUCUCAACCGCAAGUUGACCCCAGGCUCAGGCAGCCCGCAGCCACACCGUAAAGGACAUAGUCCACAGAUGGCUCGGAAGGCUAAUGAGAGUCCAAAGGUGACAAGGAAAGUCCAGGAGACAGGGGACAAUGACUCAAAUGACAAACUUAAAUCUGCAGAAACAACUGAGGCUCUUGAAAUGAGGUAGGGGUGUUUUAGUUGUUUCUCAAAAAAUGAAAAGGACUUCCUUCUUAUUAAAAAAAAAAAAAAAGACUAGACCUAUGGAACUUCUUAUCCAUGCUAGAAAGAUGACUACAAUAUAAAACUGUGCACAGGUUGUGCUAAAAUGAAAAUGCACUAAACUCUUCAGCUCCAGGCCUCGUUAGAGUCGACGUUAGACUACUGAUUUUAUCACAAACACGUGCCUCGGAGUCUUAUCAGCUCCACGAGUCAGGUGCAGAAAAACAAGUGCUAUAACAAUAAUGGCUGUUAUGUUGAAGGCGUUUUUUUUUUUCGUUUUUUUUUUAAUUUCAUAAAGAUGUCCCAUUUUGUUUAAUGUCCACAAAGGUUGUACAACACACUGCAUGCUCAUCUGUGAUGCAAUGUAUGUGCACAGGGGCAUCUUUUCUUCCGCAUAACAAAUUGCUUAAAAGCAGAUGGCAUAUAGGAGCUUGCGCUGUUCAUUUUAGUCCAAUGAAAAGUCAUAAUACUGACACUUUUUUUAGGUUCAACUGCACAAUCCAAUGAUGUUUGAAGUUAAUAACAUUUGGUUCUGAGGCAUUUAUUGAAGCUUUAACAGCCUGCUGAGUGGCAUGCAAAAGGGUAAAUUACUUUUUUUUUAAUUGCUUUUGAUUAUUGUGAUUUGUUACCGUUUGUUUAAUAAAGCAAAUUAAUCCUCCAAAAUGACUCUUAUCGAAUAAAAUUAGUUCUAUUUUCAUAUAUUAACCAGAAAAAUAUUAGUUUAACACAGUAAAAAAACAAAUCUGUGAUGCAAUUAACCACUAAAAAAGUGAACGACAGGUGCAGGUUUAUCUGAUGUUAGGCUCAGUGAGUGUAUUUGUGUGCACAUUAAUUAGUAAUGUUCAGUAAUUUCUGUUUCUGGAGUUUGCCUGCUUUCAAAUACUGUCAAAAUUACAGACAUAUCAUUAUAUCUGUUUUAACCAUGUAAUGUUCCGGACAGUAGGCAGCUGUAUCCUGAAAGCUGCUGUUUCAGCGCCACGUUCUUAUCUGGAGCCGACCCAUGAACAUGCUGGUCAAAGUAGGCAAAAGAGCACACUCAGGAGUUCUCACAAGUAUUUCACUCUCUGCAAAACUCAAUACAACUCAGCCAGAUAAAAGACUUUGAACAGAACAAUGUGCAGCGAUUGUGUCUGUUUUUAAUGCUGAGAACACACAGGCUAUAAACGGUCAUUCCUUAUUCAAAAAAUAAAAACAAAACUGGUCUGGAAGAAUCUGAAAGGAACGGCAUGGUUGUGGAUUCUUUUUUAACAAUCAGUGGGAAUUAGCAGUUUGCUUUAAAAGACAUUUCUCACGUUAUUAAAAAAAAAAAAAAAAAGUUGGAAAAUGAGCCUCAGACAAGGGACAGUCCAAAAUUGGAUCGACUUUGUAAUAUGGGUAAAGACAGUUAUUUCAAACUGUGUUGACAAAAAGGCGAAUUAUUGCAACUGGCCCAAAUGUUUGUUAGAAUGAGUGAGUGUGAGACAAAGUAUUACAGUAUGUUUAUUAAGUAUUACACCAUGUCAAAAUAAUAUAUUUUCUAUUUUUAAUAAAAAUGCAAAACAUUUGUUUUCUGAGUAUGAUUCAUAUUUCA
This is a messenger RNA of Corythoichthys intestinalis (scribbled pipefish), 7955 nucleotides long. It is a transcript of the gene alpk3a, whose product is annotated as alpha-kinase 3a. Gene Ontology annotation, cellular component: nucleus. The record is from RefSeq and is a predicted model, not a curated record. Gene Ontology annotation, biological process: protein phosphorylation; cardiac muscle cell development. Bases 204 to 6353 code for a protein of 2049 amino acids. Gene Ontology annotation, molecular function: ATP binding; protein serine/threonine kinase activity. NCBI's taxonomy places the organism in Eukaryota, Metazoa, Chordata, Actinopteri, Syngnathiformes, Syngnathidae. The transcript has 14 exons.